ACUCCGCGCACACUCGCACCGAUGCGCGGCUCCUGGGACGAGUCCACGACGGCGGCGCUCCACGCGCGCAUACUGGAGGCGCAUCGCGGGCCCGCGCACGACCGUGCCGCCGAGCCCGCGUGCGACCCGCCCGCGCCUCUCACCAUCAACUCGCUGGAGCUGGCGGCGCCGACGCCGCUGCUGCCGCUCCCAACCCUGUCGUUCAGCGCCUCGCAGGUGGCGACGGUCUGCGAGACCCUGGAGGAGAGCGGAGAUGUCGAAAGACUGGCCAGGUUCCUCUGGUCCCUGCCGGUGGCCCAUCCCAACGUCGCCGAGCUGGAGAGGUGUGAGGCGGUCCUAAGAGCGAGGGCCGUGGUCGCGUUUCACGCGGGAAGGCACCGGGAGCUCUACUCGAUCCUCGAACGACACCGGUUUCAGCGGUCCAGCCACGCGAAAUUACAAGCUCUAUGGCUGGAAGCACACUACCAGGAGGCCGAGCGCCUGCGUGGGCGCCCGCUCGGCCCCGUCGACAAAUAUAGAGUACGGAAGAAGUUUCCACUGCCGAGGACUAUCUGGGACGGCGAGCAGAAGACGCACUGCUUCAAGGAGCGAACGAGAUCACUUCUGAGGGAGUGGUACCUCCAGGACCCCUACCCGAACCCGACGAAGAAACGGGAGCUAGCGGCGGCGACGGGUUUGACGCCAACGCAAGUAGGAAAUUGGUUCAAAAAUCGUCGGCAGCGAGACCGGGCGGCAGCCGCCAAGAAUCGGUCGGCCGUGCUAGGCCGAGGGUUCGCGUCCUCCUCCACCUACGACGAGGACUCCGCCGACUCCGAGAUCAACGUGGACGAGGAGUAGCGGACCGUCAGUGUAAAUACGUGAUAAACACGGCCGAGAGCCAGUGAGGUUGCAAUAUCUCUCAUAGUUAGUCUGUAUGUGUUGUUGGUCGCGAUAGCGUAUUGAGUGAGUGCUUCGGGAGUAUCGAGCAGGUACGUACCACAGUAUUAGUCUGGAGUCGCUUGGGGCUAGUGUUACUUUCGAG
Aricia agestis (brown argus) is the source of this 1021-nucleotide messenger RNA. RefSeq names its product homeobox protein SIX6-like. The record is from RefSeq and is a predicted model, not a curated record. The transcript has a single exon. Gene Ontology annotation, biological process: regulation of transcription by RNA polymerase II. Gene Ontology annotation, molecular function: RNA polymerase II cis-regulatory region sequence-specific DNA binding; DNA-binding transcription factor activity, RNA polymerase II-specific. Bases 22 to 837 code for a protein of 271 amino acids. Gene Ontology annotation, cellular component: transcription regulator complex; nucleus. NCBI's taxonomy places the organism in Eukaryota, Metazoa, Arthropoda, Insecta, Lepidoptera, Lycaenidae.